CCAUUAUUUACCUGUCCACAGGGGAGUGCAAUGAGAAACCGCUCAAGUUUACCACCGGUUCAUGUGCACUUGAAGAGCCAGAUGGUCAAAACACCAAAGAGACCACCAGGAAAGGCCUUCUUACAUGGUGCUGCAUUCAAGUGGGAGGGCCCAACACAUAGUCUUGACAUUGUACCCUUGCUCCCUGAUCCUGAGGAUUUGAGGCCGUCAAAGCCACUGGAAGACAUCACAUCGGAGGAAGUGGUGGAAGGUCUACAUGAGCAAAUUAGCCAGCAAAACAAGAAGAUUGACAUCUUACAGACUGAAGUGAGAAGUCUGAAGAAUGAAGUGGAACAACAGAAGAAGGAGCACCUGACGGAGCAUCACUCAGAUCAGGAGGAGGAGCCUGAGGAGAAUGUGCGAGACGCCACACAAUUACACCGAUCCAUGAAGAAAAUGCUGGGGAAGGCUGACUGCAACAGGCUUGAAAAUGAAAAAGAUGCUCUGCUUACCAAACUGGAGGAGGCUGAGAUGGAUGGGAAAGUAGUUGUCAACCAAGUCUCAGCCCUGCGUGAAUCCAUUUCAAAAGUAGGGAGCAGUAGGCUGUCUCGCUUUCAGUCUUCAGUCUUGGCCCGUCACAAGGAGCACUUGUUGCAGAAACUGGAGACAUUUGAGUCAACAAACCGCACACUACGCCAGUGUCUGCGAGAGCGGCGUGACUACCAGGAGAUGGCGUCAGAUCAACUGUUGGAACAGAAGGACACUUUACUUAAGAGUUUGGCAAAUAUAGAGGCAGCAAACGCUCAUCUUGCAGUGAAACUUCAAGAGAAAGAGGGAGAAGUUAAUCAACUCAUUAAACUUUUAGAUAAUGAAAAGGAAAAUGCAAGUAACACAGCAGAUUUGACUCAAAGUUUGGAGUCAACAAGAGGACAUUUACAAGGACAGCUUCGCCAAAAAGAGGCUAAGAACAACCGUCUUACUGUGCAGAUCAAGAACCUGGAUCGAGCAGUUAACCAGCAGAAAGGAGAAAUGGAACAUCUGACGGAUCAGUUGAUGAAGAUAAAGCAGCAAAACACAGAAGAAGAAGCUCUGAAGCGAGCUGCACAAGCCUACAAACAACGGGCUCAGCUCAGUGAGGACACUGAAGGACGGCUGAGGCUUCAACUGCUGGACGUGGAAAAGAAGUUUGCAGAUGCAUUGGCAGAAGCUGAGACCUGGCAAUGUCAACAUGUUGAAAAAAUGACAGAAAAUUAUAACCUGGAGGCCGAACUUUCUGUCCUAAAAAGCCAAACCUCAGAGCUCACAGAACAACUGCAACAUGUUCAGAAUAAAGUCCGAACAAAGAGAGAAGCCUUGCUGGAUGAGCUGCAUGGAUUGACUACAGAGAGGGCUGCUGCCACACUGGAGAACCAGUCCCUCAAGGUUAAAGUAUCAGCACUGGAGAAAAAGCUGAGUUCUUCAGUAUCAGAGCUCCAACAGGUCAGAGCCUACGUCAAGCUGUAUGAAACCCUAGUGGAAGGUUAUAAGAUCCAGCUUGUAAAGACCCGAGCUGAGGCUGAUGAGGAAUAUGCUCAGCUGAGUCGUGCUGAACGGGACGCACAGACUAUGCAGGGGAAGCUACAGCAGGAGAUAGACGCAGUGCGUGGCGAGCUGUUAGGGCGGCUAGUGGAGCUGGAGCCUCUUCCCGAAGCUGUACAACGCUCAGAACUGCAGCUGCAGGAGACUCAAGACAGGGAACGCAGCCAGGAGAGACAUAACAUGGAGCUGAGUACGACGCUAACUGAUCUCAAUAUCAAGUUGGAGAGUCAGAGCAGCCAGAUGGAGCUUCUUGUUCAGAAGAACAAGUUGUUACUAGAAGACAACAGACAACUUCAGAACCAAGUGGAGAAUCUGGAAAGAAAGCUUAAGGAGGCUGGCAGUCAGAAAAGCGACCUGACAGCACUUAUCACCAAACAGGAAGAAAAUAUCCACAGCACUCGUCUACGUCUGAAUGAAAAAAUAAUGGAAAGCACCCUGCUGAGCCAAAAGCUGGAAGAGGCUCUGGAUGAUGUUCGCCAACAGAUACUGGAGACCAGAAACGAUGCUGCAGCACAUGAACUCUCUGCCCAAUCGAAGAUACUGGAACUGGAGACUCAACUCAGCAGGACUACCUCAGAAAUCAGCCACGUACAAUGGCACAAAGAGGAGGUGGAGCAACAGUAUCAGAUCCAACUGCAGGCAGUCAAAGAUCGGCUGGAACAGUCUGAGCGCGUCAACCAGAGUCUACAAAACUACAUUGUGCACCUGAAAAACUCCUACGUGGACGUGUGUAGAGACACAGCUGUUGGCCGCAAACCACGUCCCUCCUCACCAAAGUGACACAUCACCCAUCAUGUUUUAAGUUUAAAAUUCAGAAGUGCUUGUCUUUAGGAGUGUUUAGUAAGGUGAUGUCAUGAAUAGCACAAAGAAACAGGAAACACUGACGACUGUAGAUGCAGCUCCCAAGGAACUGUAGAGCAGAAGAUGACACACUUCAUCAUCAGAUCAGACUGAUUUAAAUCAAUCCAAGUCUGUAAGUGAGAAGCCAUACCACCCAUGUGAAACAAAGUCAAGCCACUCAUCUGUAUGAGAACACAAGACCUAGUGUGCAGAAUCAUAGCAGCAGAUUCUCUGAAAUGACAAAUCAAAAGUUUAAAUAUUUGGUUGAGAGAGACAGCAGUUUAAGUACUGGAUUAAUGGAUUUCUUUUAGGUGAGAAGUUCAUGCAGGUGUUCAUCAUGCAGUACUCUCAAGGAGGCAGCUAAUUGGUUCCAAGCUCAUUCUCCACCAUAAUGAAUC
This is a messenger RNA of Thalassophryne amazonica, 2795 nucleotides long. RefSeq names its product outer dense fiber of sperm tails 2a (gene odf2a). Gene Ontology annotation, cellular component: centrosome. Gene Ontology annotation, biological process: regulation of cilium assembly. The transcript is spliced from 19 exons. The coding region runs from base 31 to 2337 and encodes 768 amino acids. The record is from RefSeq and is a predicted model, not a curated record. NCBI's taxonomy places the organism in Eukaryota, Metazoa, Chordata, Actinopteri, Batrachoidiformes, Batrachoididae.